CUACUCAACCCUGCGACACACAGAGAUCGCAUAAUGCCGUUCAGCGUCACCCCCCUCACACACAGAGGAGCCAUGCAGCUUUCUGCCUGUCCCGCCGCCCCUCUCUGCAUCCAAUUCACUGCCCUUGAGGCCCACUUACUAUCUGCAAGGCGCGCCUCCGCCUCGUUGUCCCUCUCGGCGGCCUCGAUGACCUGCUGGAGGCUCAACAUAGGGCCCCUCAUCGUGCGUCUCUUGCUAUCUCUUCUGCAGCUCCCUGUCGAUCCCCCGUUCGCCCUUUUGCAGCCCUAACAGAUUCGGUGAUCGUUUAGACUUCUUGAGGAUAGAUAGCCUCGAUAGCCCUCCCUUGUCGGCAGCAGAUUGACCGGCAAUAAUCAACCAUGGCGGACCCGUCGAUGCAUGGCGUGGUGCAGUAGAUGUCCAUACCUUCUGCUGCAGUUUGGCGAGUGCGGCCUUGAGCUCCGCGUUCUCCUCCUGCAGCCGGCUGAUUUUGGUCUGCAGACAGACAGACAGACAGACAGACAGAACAGACGUGUGGAUAACAAACACUAAGUAGGAUCGGCGUGUCUGUCGUACACUGACCAGCAGCUUCUUCUGCACGCAACACACUGCACACACGCAGACAGGCAGGCAGACAGACAGACAGAUGAGUGAGUCGGCGUGCGGUAUGUCAGCUGUGCCGCCCACACCCUCUCUGUCGACUGACGUACCCACCUUGUUGUUCUUUGCGGCGUCGACGUCCUUAGUGAGCUGCCGGUGCAGCAUCUCGCAGUGUUCCUGCCACGCAGUGUUGCGGAUGGCGAGGGCCUUGUACCGCUCGUGCCAUUCGGAGCACUGGGCUGCACGUCACACACAGACAGAUGUCGCAACCAUGAUUGCAGUGGGUGCGAUGCGCUUCUCGGCUCCUCCCUGACCAUGGAGAAGGUCGCGCUCUUCUUGCAGCUUCACCAACUCCUCACGGCUACAGCUAAGAAGCCCUGCCACACACAGAGAUCGCAUAAUGCCGUUCAGCGUCAUCCCCCCACCCCCCUCACACACAGAGAGGAGCCAUGCAGCUCUCUGCCUGUCCCGCCCGCCCCUCUCUGCAUCCAAUUCACUGCUCUUGAGGCCAACUUACUAUCUGCAAGGCGCGCAUCCGCCUCGUUGUCCCUCUCGGCGGCCUCGAUGACCUGCUGGAGGCUCAACAUAGGGCCCAUCAU
This is a messenger RNA of Vitrella brassicaformis, 1196 nucleotides long. The record is from the annotation of a GenBank genome assembly. NCBI's taxonomy places the organism in Eukaryota, Vitrellaceae.